Ruditapes philippinarum (Manila clam) is the source of this 7273-nucleotide messenger RNA. Its product is annotated as lebercilin-like. The transcript has 8 exons. Gene Ontology annotation, cellular component: axoneme. NCBI's taxonomy places the organism in Eukaryota, Metazoa, Mollusca, Bivalvia, Venerida, Veneridae. The record is from RefSeq and is a predicted model, not a curated record. Gene Ontology annotation, biological process: intraciliary transport. The coding region runs from base 217 to 2529 and encodes 770 amino acids.
UCUACUUCCGGGUGUGAAGCAUGUGUAUGACGUCACGACAAAAUGUGUAGGUCGUCUUGUUGCUGUGGAAGUAAACAAACGCAUACCGGUGUACACACGUCUUUUUACUUUCGACAUAAAUAUUUUGGGAUUUAGCAGUCAUAUUUUGAUUUAAGGAUGAAUUGACAAGUUUGUGGACCAAAGAUAACUGGUGUGUACUGAAGCUGACUAUCCACUAUGACACAUCGUAAUAGAGCGAAGAGCCCGUAUGAUUCCAUCCUUGAUGACGAUGAUGACUACAGUGAUGAUUUUGAUGAUGAUGCUACAGAUGUCGGAACUAAACGCUACAAAACAAAAUCUCCAUUGAAUAGAACAGCAUCAGGUCAUGAGGUUCGUCGUCCAAAAGAUUCCAGAAAUUCUGAUAGUAAUAUUUACAAUCGAUCAAAUCGUGGACGUGGUCGUGGAAAGGGACGUUUCAGUCAGCUUGGACGUAACAGUCAUGAUACCAGCCGUGUUGACAAUAUCACCAAACGUGUUCUCUCUGCGCGCAGACUCAAAAUUAACGAAAUACAAAACCAGAAUCAAGAACUUCUGCUACAGCUCAAAGAUCUCAAGGAUGAGAAUAAAUUGUUAAAGAAAACACAACAUCGGGCCGAUAAAGCCCUCCAAAAGUUUGAGGACAGGGAAAGUGACCUUCCUCAAUUAAUUCAAAGACAAAAUAAUGAAGUUAGGAGUUUAAAAGAUCAGAUAAGAAAAUGGCGGGAAAAAUAUGAAAAAACUGAUAGAUACCUCAGAGAUGCAGAAGACGAAUUAGAAAAAGCAAAAUCGAAACUUAAAAAAUUAAAAACAUUAGCAGAUGAAAAAGAUUUACCAGAAAGAUCAGAACUUAACAAAAAAUUGCAUAAUGCAGAGCUUGACAUGGAAGCAAAAGAUGUUAAAGUCAAGGAAUUAGAGAGACAUAUACAGAACUUGGAGAAGAAUCACCGGCAUCAACUUGGUAUAGAACGAGCGAGACACAAAGACACUCAACAACAGUUAACACAACUCAGGGAAGAAAAUGAAAAACUUAAUUCUACAGUUAAGGAAAAAGAUAAAGAGAUUCAGAUGAAGAAUAUUUAUGCAAAUCGUGCAGCCAAACCUCCCCAUCGUCUUCCUAACUCCUAUAAUGGUACGCCUCAUAACACUCCCCCUCCACGGAGAAGAAGACCAUCUUUGUCAGAGACUGACAAAAUGACACCGAGAGACAGAGCAAAACAAAUGGAGGACAAAAGACGUGAAGAAUUGAGACGGCAGCGUGAACUAAAACAGAGACGACUAUUUGUGGACUAUGAUGACAAACAAUCAGCUCAACAUGAGAAAAUGAAGAGAGAGAAGGAGCUACGCAAAAUGAAGGAGGAAGAUGAGCGUCGUGAAGAAGAAAUGCGGGAAAUGCAAGAAACGGAACGAAGAGAAUAUGAAGAACGGGAAAGAGAAAUGAAUGCUCAGGCAGAACGCGAGGCUGAGGAUCGCAGAAUGAGAGAAGAAAGAGACAGAAUGAAACGUGAUGCAGAGGAACGAAAACAGAGGGAGAGGGAGAAAGCAGAACGUGAAGAUAGAGAAAGGAUGAAGAAGGAAAAACGAGAAAGAGAGGAAAGAGAGCGACGUGAACGUGAGAGGCAAGAGCAAGAAAGACGGGCAGCAGAGGAACGUAAACGAAUGGAGGAGGAACGAAAACGAUUUGAAGAUGAUGUUUCUAUACAGGCAGAGAGAAAGAAAAAGGAUGAAAUAUUACAGAAAUUACGUGAAAUUGAUGAAGGUGGUCAAGGUCAGAAGAAAGAUAAAAAGAAAGAUCCUUUCAGUAAUGACGGCUUCUUUGUUACCGAGCAUAAGGAAGAUAGUCAGGACUCAAUGGCAAGUAGUAAAAAGAGUUACACUUUCUCAAAACCUAUAGAAAACUUGCAUAAAGGUAAACCGGCAAGAAAGGAUGAUAAUGCUAAUGUACUUUUUGGUGUAAAUAAAAGUCAAAGUACGAAUGUGGGUCGUCGAAGGGACACUGAUAGUAUUGAAACUGGUGGAUAUAACCCAACGUUUGCCCAAAGACGUCCUGUUGCAAACUCUACUUCUACAUCAAAAACAUUUUCUUUAUUUGAUGAUGACGACUCGAAGACUACAAGCACAGUUCCAGCGAAACCAGCGCAAAAAUCUAAAUUAAUGGCAGAAUUAUUUGGUUCUAAAGACAAUGAUGGUCCUAAACAUAAUGACAUAUUUUCAAGUUCAAAACCUCCAGCAAAGAAAAGUAAUCAGUCACAUAGUACAUUACCAUGGGAGGACGAUGGAAUUUCAAAUCGCAAACAGUCUGGUUCAUUGUUUAAAACAAAUCGUGAGAACUCAGCUACAUUAUUUGGAGGCGGAAGUGCAUUUGUGAAUGACGAGGAUUUACGUAAGUCUCAAGUUCAUUCAAAUGCCUCAUUACCACGGAGACCAAAGCAACCGACUACCACUUUUCAUACACGACCAACAGUAAAUGCUAUUGACAAUUUUGAUGAUGAUAUUGAGGAGGUGAUUUUGUAACAGUCUUUCUGAUUGGUUGAAAAGUGUUGAGAUGUCAAAUUUUUGUGAAAUUCAAUAAAUGUUAGUGAUUUUUACAAACUGUCUGUGAUAUGUUUAAACAGUUAUAUGUCAUAUUAUGUGUAUACUCGAAUCAUGAUCAUAAGAUAUAGUUAAUGUUACAUACUGUAUAUUUAUUGACAUAAAUUAUUCAUAUAGUUUUAAGUGCUUUAUACUUUUAGUUCAACUUAAACGCAAUCUUAAAUAGAAACUUUAUUUAUCCUUCUUGUAGUAAGGCAAUAUAAAGUGACCUUUUUCUUACAAGUAAAUUUUAGCUUCAGAUUAUUAUUUUAUAAACAAAAUAUUACAGAGGUUUAUCUCUACAAUUACUCCGUCCAAAUUUUCAUGGUUAGCUAUUUAUUUAUAUUACUGGUAUAUUAUAAUUAUUUAAUUCCAAAUGUCACAAAUCAUUGAGAACUGUUUAGAAAACAAACAAGAAUUUGUGUAAGCUUUUUUAUAAAUAUUUUGUUGCCUUUAUUUUGUUUUGGUUGUUAAAUUUAGUCCAGUGCCAUGUAAGAAUCUAGUAAAGCACAUUUUACAUUUCAUUGUUGUUUUACAGGUGACCUAUUGUAACAAUAACUCUUGAUUUAUAAAGUUAUAUUUAUAGUAUGUAUUUGAAAAGAUUUUAAAAGCAUUUUUAAUCAUAACACUUUUUUCUUAACAGAUUUUUAGCUCGACUAUACGAAGUAUAUGGAGAGCUAUCCUACUCGCCCCGGCGUCGGCGUCGGCGUCGGCGUCCGCGUCCGCGUCCAGAUUUUAGAUUAAAGUUUUGGUGCAGUAAAAUAUUUUUCACUAUAACUUUGUCAUUUCUUAAGGUAUCAACUUCAAACUUCAAAUAUAUGUUCCUUAUCAUCAACCACAUCUUAUGUGACAAGGUUCAUAACUCUAGCACCAAUAUUUUCAGAUUUAUCUCCCCUUGAACUUAGAAUUUUCCUUAAAAAAUACUAUUUUUUACUGAUACUUCUUUAUUUCUUAAGGGAUCAACCUCAUACUUCAAAUAUAUGUACCUUAUCAUCAUUCCCAUCUUAUGUGACAAGGUUCAUAACUCCAGCACCAAUAUUUUCAGAUUUAUCUCCCCUUGAACUUAGAAUUUUCCUCAAAAAAUAUUAUUUCUUACGGUUUCUUCUUUAUUUCUUAAGGGAUCAACUUCAUACUUCAAAUAUAUUUACGUUAUCAUCAUCCCCAUCUUAUAUGACAAGGUUCAUAACUCUAGCACCAAUAUUUACAGAUUUAUCUCCCUUUGAACUUAGAAUUUUCCAUACAAAAUAUUAUUUUUACUGUAACUUAUUUAUUUCUAAAGGGAUCAACUUCAUACUUCAAAUAUAUUUACGUUAUCAUCAUCCACAUCUUAUGUGACAAGGUUCAUAACUCUAGCACCAAUAUUGCAAGAAUUAUCUCCCCAUAAACUUAGAUUUAUUUACUAGAAAAAUGUUAUUUUUUAUUUUAACCUAUUUAUUUUAAAAGGUAUCUACCUCAAACUACAAACACUUAUUCCUUAUCAUCAAUUACAUUUUAUGUGACAAUGUUCAUAACUCUUGAAGCAAUAUUUACAGAUUUAUCUCUCUUUGAACUUAGGAUUUUCUUUAAGAAAUAUAAUAACUUCUUUAUUUUUUAAGGUAUCUACUUCAAACUUCAAAUAUAUAUUUCUUAUCAUUACACAAAUGUUGUGUGGCAAGGUCCAUAACUCUAGCAUGACUAUUUCUAGAAUUAUUCCCCUUGAUCUUGGAAUUUAUGUUAACAAAUGUUAUUUUUUUACUAUAACUUAAUACAUAAUUAUACAUAAUUGAUUUUUCUUUCAUAGUUUUGUCCUCCUUACUGCGUCCAGUAUUUUAUUAGUCGAGCUUUGCUGUCUCCUGUGACAGCUCUUGUUUAUCUACUGAGUUAAAGCAGUAGAUCUCCUUUAAUCUCAGCCUUGUGAUUGGUUUAUUUUAGAGAUUAUAUUUGAAAUCAGCCAAUGGUAAAGCUCCAUUUUUGAGACUGGUCCCCUUUUUGUAUAUUGAAGGAAUUUACCAGGAGUCAGUGCAGUGGUAUUCAGUGGGUUGUCUGUAAAACAUGAUGAUGUUGCACUUUUUAUGUUUUUAUUGAAUUUUACUUUAAAGAGAUCUACGAGAUAUUUGUAUACAAGCUGACAUGCCAAAGUUUUAAUUUUCAUUUGCCAAUUUGUUUUAUCUUUAACACAUUUUUUUUAUUAAUUUACCUGCAUGUGAAUGCAAUGUGAUCUUUUUGUUAAUUUAAUUUCAGUUGUUAAAAUCUUAUUACAUGUUAUAUAUUAUGAAAAAAUAUCUUUAAUUCUAUUUUGACAUCAGCUAGUAUUAAACAAGUGGCUUUAGUUAUAGCAAAGUAUAGAGAAUAUGUGUUUGUUUUGAUUGAAUAUGAAAUAUAUCUCGCUACAUUGUGAUACAUUCAUAAUAUUUCCACAGAAUAUGAACAAAAUCACAUUUAUGUUUCAAAUGUUACAUCUUUUAGAAAAAUGAACAAGCUUUCAGGACUGAAAAAAUACUAGCGAAAAUAAUUAAGUUUUACUAAGAUACAGUAAAAGUCUAGAUAUACAUGUUUAUCUCACUGAUAGAAGACUGUAUACUUUAUAUCAUUAUUCAUUUAUUUAUUUAGUUAUUUAUAAAUAAAUAUAGAUCUUUACAUCAAUAGAAAUGAUCAAACAAUCAUGUAACUAUUUAUAAUAAAUGUUUCUUGAUUGAACAAAUUCUAAUAUAGGUCAUUUAUGGCAUAAUAUAAUGUUAAGAUUUACAUUUGUACUUUUUUGUAAUAGAUAGAGGGUUUUUAUUAAACCCUGUAUCAGUAAAUGUAUAUGAUGUAUAAAAAAAUGACUAUCAUGGUUUUUAGAAUAAUCUGGAAAACUUCAGUAAGGAUAAUUGUUAUUUUGUUGGUUUUUUUUGUUUCUCAGUAAAAAUAUGUUGAAAUAGUCGAUAUUUCGAAUUACAAUUUGAUAAACAUACACAUCUUUCAUAUAUUUUCCACUUCACACACUGCUGUAAUAAUGUUUAACUUACAGUACUACAAAAAUGAAUUCUAAAUUUAUCUACUUUUUCUCUUUAUGGGUAAUUAUAAUACUGCAUGUUUCAGUUUGUAGCAUCAAUUUUCAUCGGAUAAUAAUGAUAAUCAGCUACCAGCUGAUGCAAAUUUAUGUACAAUUUUCUAUUGUAAUGAUAGAAACAAAUUAUGCAGUAUUAUAAAUUGGUUUGAAAGAUCUUUAAUAGGCUAUUUGGCCAAAUAUAAAUGACUGUUUGCAAUAUAACCCCCUCUUAGCUACUCUCGUUAUUUAAGUUUGCAACAGCACUGUUAUAUUGAUCCUUAUUACCAGUAAAGUGAAGUGCCUUUUACCAAAUUAUUCAAAGAGAGAUCAUUAUAUAAGACUAAGACAACAAAAUUAGCUCUGCCAUUAACAUUAAUAGAAAGAGAUAUAAUGACAGGGAUAUUGUAAAUGGUACAAUGCCUCAAUUAAUACACUGUAUUAUUUUGAUUCUAUAUCUCAGGGUUUUUUUUAUUUCGAUUUCAGAUGAGAUAUACUAUCAAUUUCUUUGUACCAUUAGCACUUAUAUACAUUGUAUACAAUCACUCUAAUAGAAAGUCUGGAUGUAAGGUUUCUGACUCAACAUGUAACAAUAUGUUUAAAUUGUUGAUUUAACACCCUUGAGUGAUUCUUAUCAUGCAAGUUUAAAAUUGGGAUCUAAGAAUUCCUUUUAGAUGUUUCUUUAGGUAAAUUCACUAAAUUUUUCUCCUGCCACACUAACCCUUAAUCUGCUAAAUUUUGUUUUACAUUUGAGUUUUGAACAGUCCAUUUGAAGCUCAAAGGAUUUCAGUAUAGAAGAGCUGAAAAUGCAAAAAUUUAGCCACCAACAAUAUAGGGCCUGGUCAGACUUGACAAAAGUAUGCAGCCUGGCCUGGAUCUGUACUGGUGGUAAAGGCUAAUUACUUUCAGUUAUAGCAGGUUAAGGGCUUAAGGGGAAUUUUUUUCAAGAAAUGAAUUGUUGAUCAACCUGAUGUUAUUAUAUGACAGUUUAUGAUACAGACCAUUUAAAUUAUAUGUAUGGUCAUUCUUAAAUUAUUCGUGUUGUUUGAAUGUAAAGCAGUAUAGUUAUAUGUUAUUUAUUCACAAAAUUGAUUUUCCUGUAAGAGAAGAAAAAUGCAUUUAUUUCAUAAAGCGUCAUAAAUAUUCAAGUCCAUAAUUCCUGUAAUAUUUGCUUGUCUCAUACAAGUUUUGUAAUCUUAAUUCAUGCAAAGAUUUAAGCCAGUCAGCUUGUUUCAUGUUACCUUUCCUCAGAAGAGUACUUUAUAUACCUGUUUAAUUUGCUUCAUCUUGGAAGAAUGUCAAUAACUUUGUAUCUUCUUAGAGGUAAAUUAACUAUAAAUUGAUGUGUUUUAUUUGCUGUUUAUUGGAAUUAGAAUAAAUUGAACAAUACUUAAUUGAUAUUAAGUGUAGAAAGGUCAGUUACCAAUUAAAUCUCUCAGAAUAGUCCUGUUUUUGUAUUUUGUUCAAAUUUGCAUAUUAUAUUAUACAAUUAAUGAAAGCUUUACAAUAUUACCUUGUAUCAGUAGGCAUUUAAAAAAAAUUAAAUUGUAAGGAAAGUAAAAAAUUUUGUAAGAUUUGAUGAAUUUUCACAUCACACAUUGUUUUUUUUUGUUUUUCUAGAUCUCAUCCACUAGAAAUAGAUAGACAUAAUGUAUAAAUAAAAUACAAUUAAUUUAUAUA